Molecule: messenger RNA, 1389 nt
Organism: Onthophagus taurus
Lineage: Eukaryota; Metazoa; Arthropoda; Insecta; Coleoptera; Scarabaeidae
Product: retinoid-inducible serine carboxypeptidase
Biological process (GO): proteolysis
Molecular function (GO): serine-type carboxypeptidase activity
Source: RefSeq, a predicted model, not a curated record
UAUAAAAAGAACGGUACCUGAUGUAAUAUUACUCAAUGUACAACAUGAAACUGAUUGUAUCGUUGAUUUUGUGCGUUUUAGCUGGAACGCAAGCCCGUGAAGGUUUUGGCCCGGGGGACCAAGAUUGGGGCUAUGUAACAGUUCGGGAAGGAGCCCAUAUGUUUUGGUGGCUUUUUUUCACCACAGCAGAUGUAGCGCAUUACACUGAAAAACCCUUAAUAGUUUGGCUCCAAGGAGGACCAGGUGCUUCAUCCACCGGUUACGGCAACUUCGCCGAAUUGGGACCUUUAGAUCUCAAUUUAGAACCGCGAGAGCACACAUGGGUUAAAGACGCAAACGUCAUCUUCGUUGAUAAUCCAGUUGGAACCGGGUUCAGUUACGUUGAAUCUCCAACUCAAUUAACCACCACUAAUAAAGAAAUCGCGGAUGAUUUCGUCGAGUUAUUAAGAGGAUUUUAUGAAAAAUAUCCUGAGUUUAAAACCGUUCCGUUUUAUAUAGUUUCUGAAUCGUAUGGUGGUAAAAUGACCAUUGAAAUCGCUUCGGUUCUUGAUACCGCGAUUAAAGGGGGAAGUAUUGAAUCGAAUUUUAUUGGAGUUGGUUUGGGCGAUUCUUGGUUAGAACCUGUUACAAUUGUGCAACAAUGGGCACCUUAUUUAUGGAGUGUUGGUGCUGUUGAUCAAAGAGGACGUGAUAACGUUCAAGCAGCGGCUGAUUUAACGAAAGAACUUUUUGAGCAAGGACGAUAUGUUCAGUCAACAAAUCAAUGGGGAACGACAGAAUACGUUAUUUGGGAUGAAGCUGCCAAUAUCGAUUUUUAUAACAUUUUAACCCCAAUCAGAGCUAGAGGUAAAUCGUAUCGUCCGCUCGCCAAACCUGAAGGGGCGACAAGAGAUGAAGAAGACGAAAUUUUAGAAAGGAUUAUGGCUCAAGUUAGAGAAUCUUUAGGUUUAGAGGCACAAUGGGGUGUUCAAAGUAACGCUGUUUUUAGUACUCUAUCUGAAGAUUUUAUGAAACCCGUCACACAAGUCACUGAAUAUGUUUUGGAUAACACCGAUGUUAAAGUAGCUGUUUUUAACGGCCAAUUAGACUUGAUCGUUUGCACUCCGGGCAUCGUUCUUUGGUUGGAUAGCCUCCAAUGGAGCAAAACUUCUGAAUGGUUAUCCGCACCAAGACCGCCUUUCGCCGUUAACGGUUAUUACGAAGGUUUUGAAAAACAUGCCGGAAAUUUAGCUAUGUACUGGGUAAAUAGAGCUGGUCAUAUGGUGCCAUCUGAUAAUCCAGCUGCUAUGGAUUAUAUAUUAAGAAAAUUAACCAACGAUUAUGAUGGAAAUGUAAAAAGAGCAUAAAAAGAAAUAUCUUUUUUGAAAUAAAAUUGUAUAAUUAAUUUUU